This is a messenger RNA of Pyricularia pennisetigena, 1005 nucleotides long. RefSeq lists its product as uncharacterized. Gene Ontology annotation, molecular function: arylformamidase activity. The record is from RefSeq and is a predicted model, not a curated record. Bases 1 to 1005 code for a protein of 334 amino acids. The transcript has 3 exons. Lineage: Eukaryota; Fungi; Ascomycota; Sordariomycetes; Magnaporthales; Pyriculariaceae.
AUGGACAACAUCCCAACCUACGACGCCCUCCCGCCGGUCGAGGGCAUGCCCGCCGGUUGCGCAUGGGGCGUCUUUGACAAGCCCGGCGAGCCAAAGGACGUCUACGGGACGCUGAACCACCUCACGCCGGCAGUUGUCGCAGCGGCGGGGGCUGAGGUGCGAGACGGAGUUUCGAUUUCUCUGAACUGGCCCCUGACUGCCCUCAACCACAUCCCGUUGCCCGGUCGGCGCAAGACGGUGCACACGGUGCGCUCGCUCGUGGAGCAGGGCAUGAGCAGCGGCGCAGGGCUGGAUGACGAGCUCGAGUUCAACACGCAGUCCAGCAGCCAGUGGGACAGCCUGGUGCACUGGGCGCACCAGGAGACGGGGCUGUCGUACAACGGGUUCAGGGCGGCGGCCGACAACGUCGCCACGUCGCCGGACGCGCCGACGGUCGACAAGUGGCACGCGAGGGGCGGCGUCGUGGCCCGCGGCGUGCUGGUCGACUUUAAGCGCUGGGCCGAGGCCAACGGGAGGGAGUACCACCCGUUCGACGCGUACAGGAUCACGGUCAAGGACCUGGAGGAGGUUGCCGCGGCGCAAGGGGUCGAGUUCAGGCCCGGGGACGUGCUCCUGGUCCGGACCGGCGUCACCGAGGUCUGGGAGGCGCCGAGCCAGGACGACUUUGCCAAGGUUAUGCGCGGCACCAUCAGCGGUCUGCACGGGGCGGAGGAGACGGUGCGCUGGCUGUGGGAUCGCCGGUUCGCUGCCGUUGCCUGCGACAACAAUGGGGUCGAGGCGUUACCGCCGGUGAAAGAGGAUGGGAGCGUGACGGCGAUGGAGGGGCUUGUUCUCCACCCUCACUGCCUUGGCCUCCUCGGCAUGCCCUUGGGUGAGCUGUGGGACCUUAGGAAGCUGUCGGAGCACUGCGCAAAGACGGGCCGCUACUCGUUCUUGUUGACGUCGGCGCCGCUAAACGCGGCUGGACUGGUGGGAUCGCCCCCGAACGCUCUGGCUAUUUUCUAG